AUGGCAGGACAGAAAGCAGCUCCUCUGCUGAAAGAUGAGUUGGAUAUAGUGAUACCCACAAUUAGAAACCUUGAUUUCUUGGAGAUGUGGAGGCCAUUCUUUGAGUCGUACCAUCUAAUCAUUGUUCAAGAUGGGGACCCUUCAAAAACAAUCAAAGUGCCUGAAGGAUUUGACUAUGAACUCUAUAACCGCAACGAUAUCAACAGAAUUCUUGGCCCCAAGGCUUCCUGUAUCUCUUUCAAGGAUUCUGCUUGCAGAUGCUUCGGGUACAUGGUCUCCAAGAAGAAGUAUAUCUACACCAUUGAUGAUGAUUGCUUUGUCGCCAAAAACCCAUCCGGCGAAGAUAUCAAUGCUCUCGAGCAGCACAUAAAGAAUCUCUUGAGUCCAUCGACUCCACAUUUCUUCAACACUCUCUAUGAUCCAUAUAGAGACGGUGCAGAUUUUGUUCGCGGAUAUCCUUUCAGUCUCCGGGAGGGUGUUCCAACUGCUGUUUCUCAUGGUCUUUGGCUCAAUAUCCCUGAUUAUGAUGCACCUACCCAGCUUGUUAAGCCCCGUGAGAGGAACACGAGGUAUGUGGAUGCCGUUUUGACAAUUCCCAAGGGCACCAUCUUCCCGAUGUGCGGUAUGAAUUUGGCAUUCAACCGUGACCUGAUCGGACCGGCCAUGUACUUUGGACUCAUGGGUGAUGGUCAGCCAAUCGGACGAUACGAUGACAUGUGGGCUGGCUGGUGCACCAAGGUGAUAUGCGACCAUUUGAAUCUUGGCGUGAAGACUGGUCUGCCGUACAUUUGGCACAGCAAAGCCAGCAACCCUUUUGUCAAUCUGAAAAAGGAGUACAAAGGGAUCUACUGGCAGGAAGAGAUCAUUCCAUUUUUCCAGUCUGUAACCCUUCCAAAGGAAUGCACAACUGUGCAGCAGUGCUACAUUGAGCUCGCCAAACUAGUGAAGGCCAAACUUUCGUCUGUAGAUCCUUACUUCACUAAGUUAGCUGAUGCUAUGGUUACAUGGAUUGAAGCUUGGGACGAGCUCAAUCCUUCUGGAGACAAGCUCCCCAAUGGCGCUGCAAAAUAGAUUCUGCUCUGCUUUUGUUUUUUUGGUCGUGAGUUGGUAGGAUUGCGUUGGAUGCUCUUUUUAAUUGUUUAACUUAUCAUGAUGAUUUUUUCUGAGGAAUUUGAUAAUGUUUUAGAUUCAAGCAUUUAUUUUACUCCAUUUUGAUAUGUUGUAAUAUUAUUCAUUAUAUAUUAAUUUGACUUGGAGGUCGUCUAUGUACUUAUUCUUGACAAGAUCAGUGCAUCCGAUGUGAAUUCUUUCUUUCAAA
Molecule: messenger RNA, 1318 nt
Organism: Sesamum indicum (sesame)
Lineage: Eukaryota; Viridiplantae; Streptophyta; Magnoliopsida; Lamiales; Pedaliaceae
Product: putative UDP-arabinopyranose mutase 1
Biological process (GO): UDP-L-arabinose metabolic process; plant-type cell wall organization or biogenesis
Cellular component (GO): Golgi apparatus; cytosol; plant-type cell wall
Molecular function (GO): UDP-arabinopyranose mutase activity
Source: RefSeq, a predicted model, not a curated record